AUGCAAGGGUGCGGUGGAUAUUACACAGGCUUGGAAGCAACGUGGAAUUGGUUCGACAACGCGUGCCUCUUGAUCUCGCUCAUCGAUCUGGUCUUCAGCUACAUCGUCGUGACCCAGAGCUCCGGAGGCUCAGAGCCCUUCAUGCUGAUGAGAAUGUUGCGGCUGGCCCGACUUGCCCGGCUGGUACGACUCAUGCGUUUCCGGAUGUUCCGGGAGCUGAAGCUGAUGGUGCUGGGCCUCUUCUCAGGUCUGCGGGCCCUAGCUUGGGCCAUCGUGCUGCUCAUGUUCACCAUCUACACCGUUGGCGUGCUGAUGCGGCUGAUCAGCGAUUUGCCGGAGUUCGCCUCCAUGCCCAACGCAAUGUUCACCCUGUUCCGCUGCUUCGUGACGGACGGCUGUGUGGCUUAUGAUGGCACGCCGCUGCCUGAAAAGCUACGCAGUGAUCUGGGCGUGCCUUUCUUCGUCUUCUACAUCUUGACCACGAUGGUCAUCGGAGUGGGGCUUUUCAACUUGAUCAUGGCUGUGUUCAUUGACAAUGUGCUGAAGUCUCAAGGUCAGCGCAAGCUCAAGGAGAUAGGCGACACCUCGGCGGCCGUGUGCACCGAGCUGAAGUUGCAAUUCCGGAGGUUCUUGUGCGAGCCGACCGUGGCCUCGCACCGGACCCUGUUCAGCCGGCUCUCCGAGUCCGCCCAGCAGAAGCUGUCCUCGCUGACGGACGAGAGCUUCUACCGGGAUCAGGCUUCCCGGCGAAAAAUCGCGGAAGCCACGUACCGGAUCCUGCAGGAAGACAAGGUGAGCAUCUCCCGGGACAUGUUCAUGAUGUGGCUGCAAGACCCCGAGUUCACCACCAUGCUGGAAGAAGCUGACGUGGACAUGUCCGACAAGUUCCGCAUGUUCGACAUUCUGGAUGUCGACAUGGGAGGCGAGCUCUCGGCCGAUGAGCUGGUGACGGGCCUCAUGCAGCUGCGAGGAGAUGUGUCGAAGGGUGACAUUGUGGCGAUCAUGUUGAAGGUGCGCCAUCUCACGUAUGCAAUCGACGAGGUGCAGAAGAGCCUGAAGCUGGGCCGCUUGGACGCACGCGUGCGUGACAUGCGCGUCGAACAACCGGACCGGAUCAGCUUGCCAGGCGGGAGGGAAGGGACGGGGACGCGCCUGGCGGCGGAGGCCCUGCAUUCUCAAGGGCCCUUGGCAGCGGAGCACACCACGACCUUGAGCUCUGCGCUGCUGGACGUGGACGAAGACGUUCGAGAGCUAGCGGCUCUGACGCUCUUGGCCACCGGGGAGGCGAGCCUGCCUUGCCAGCGCCGUCUCAUGCGCACGGCGCUGAACGACAACGCUUCACACGUGCAGGCUGCCGCCAUCUGUGUCUUAGAGCUCCUGAGCGGACAACUUGCUGCCGCUGACUUCGCGGCGGAGCUGGCCGCUGCUCUGGAGAGCGACCGCGUCUCCGCACGCUGGGGUGCACUGAAAGCACUGCAAGCGCUGGGUGCAGACGCGGUGGAGCCCUACGCCCACCAGUUGGCCCUCCUUUUGAGUGACGAUUCCUGGUUUGUUCGCAGCCUGGCCACGGAGCUUUUGCUGGAGCUCGGACCACGUGGUGCCGAGAACAGCCAGCCCGUGUUGGUGAAGGCGCUGCACAACUUGGACCAGGAGGUGCGACGGACUGCGGCCAUAGCUUUGGGCAAGCACGGUCAGGUCGCCUCCUGCCGUGCCAGCGCCUUGUGCACGCGCAUGCUGGCCAACCGCCCCGGCGUCAAGAGCAACGACCCCGAAGUGGACCUCAGUGAACGACUUGACGUGAAGACUGCCUGCAUGUGGGCACUGGGUCAACUUCAUCCAGAUUCCGUGGUUCCACUCCUCCACCACCUUGAUGAUGGGCUUUUCCACCGGAAUUCCGAGUACCGCCUGGCCGCCACCGAAGCCCUGCACAACUUGGGCCCCGCGGCGGUCGAGCUCCGCAAGGAUCAGCUCGGCACCAUGGCGUCCACCGACCGGGAUGACCGCGUCCGCGAAGCGGCGGCGGUCGCCCUGAAGCAUUUGGGCUUAUGA
Effrenium voratum is the source of this 2049-nucleotide messenger RNA. The record is from the annotation of a GenBank genome assembly. Lineage: Eukaryota; Dinophyceae; Suessiales; Symbiodiniaceae.